Molecule: messenger RNA, 1328 nt
Organism: Panicum hallii
Lineage: Eukaryota; Viridiplantae; Streptophyta; Magnoliopsida; Poales; Poaceae
Exons: 1
Coding region: 85-981 (298 amino acids)
Source: RefSeq, a predicted model, not a curated record
AGCAUUACAGAUGGUGAAAUUAUUCGAAUGCCUGUACAAUAGGAUGCUCGUUGCUAUGGUUCCGUUGAUAACUGGCUCUUUCUCAUGCAAACUGAUGGUGGAUGCUCACUGGUGAACCCUUUCACCAGAGCCACUGUGGAACUUCCUAACCUAGCCACUGUUUGGUAUCAUGACCCAUCCAAUGCAACUUCUGGACUUAAUCCGAUUCUCUAUAAGACAGUGGUCCUUUCACCCUUGGACUCAUCACCGGAUUCACUUGUUGCUGUGCUGAUCUUGGAUGAUGGUCAUUGCAGUACAGUAUGCAUUUGCCAGCCCCCAAUUGCUACUGUCGUGUCCAGUGCGAGGGCCACAUGGCCCUUACAGGUCUUUGAUGAUGUCACAUUCUUCAACGGGAAGCUCCAUGGUCUCGCUUCUUGUGACAAACUCUUCGUCUUUGAUAUUGAUUCUGAGCUCAGCGAUCCGCCAAAGAUCUCAUCCAUCAAAUGCAUAAUUGGCUACGGGGUUGGUUUACAGGACUUGCCCCAAUCCGAAUCUAGAGCAAAGGUGCAUAUAAAGAAGGAAUAUCUAGUUGAAUGUUGUGGAAGACUGUUGAGGGUGAGACGAUUUCUUCAGAGUGACCAUCCUGGCCAAGCAGGUCGUUACUUGAAGCAUCAUCGUACUGUUGCAUUUGAUGUCUUUGAGGCAGGAUUGAGCACUAACUCACAUCGCUGGAGAAAGGUCAAUAAUUUGGGUGGCCAAGUGCUUUUUGUUGGUCGUCAUUGCUCCAAGUCUUUCCCAGCUGUAGAGUACAACAGAAUUCAAGGGGAUUGCAUAUAUUUCAUGUGUGACUACUAUCCUACCCUAGAUCCUCUUCGUGACUCCGGCAUGUACAACAUGAGAACUGGGAUGAUUACACCGUUGUUGUCAGAGACCGUGGCAGUGCCGCAGCGUCAUGGUGGAAAGUGGUGCCCAGCAUGGAUCUUCCCUGCGGAUUCUAUGUAAUCCACCCAGCUUCCUUUGCUCCGUGCCUUUAGAUUAUGUAGGUGUACUCUUAAAUAUUGCCUGAUGCCUGCUUAUCGGUGUCAUAUUGAUGUGUUGAACCAUAUUAAUUAGUAUUAGCUACUCUCCAGGACUCAAGAACUAAUGUAUUUUGUACACGAGCUAUAUGUGAUGCUAGCAUUUCUAUGUACCAAUUGGAUCUUCUUCUGUUCACCUGUGCCAAUACUGCAGCAAAGGAGGAGCAUUUCACUUCACAAAUGAUCUGUCAGUAUUGCUCAUCCAGGAUCUUGUGGAGCUCCCAUUUCUCUCUUGUUAUCCUUGGCUUUGUGCUUGGAUGCUCCUAUUUCCGC